Messenger RNA from Guyanagaster necrorhizus, 1962 nucleotides. Its product is annotated as G-alpha-domain-containing protein. The transcript has 13 exons. Gene Ontology annotation, biological process: adenylate cyclase-modulating G protein-coupled receptor signaling pathway. The record is from RefSeq and is a predicted model, not a curated record. Gene Ontology annotation, cellular component: cytoplasm; heterotrimeric G-protein complex. Gene Ontology annotation, molecular function: GTPase activity; G protein-coupled receptor binding; guanyl nucleotide binding. Lineage: Eukaryota; Fungi; Basidiomycota; Agaricomycetes; Agaricales; Physalacriaceae. The coding region runs from base 154 to 1776 and encodes 540 amino acids.
UGUCGGUACGUGCCGCGCGGUCAUUGUAGGCGGUGCACGUGACGCCAUGCGAGCCAAUAUUCAAAUUGUGCCUGGGGCCUUGGCCCAAGCCUUGGAUCCCUUCUAAUCUCCGUUCACACAGCUCUUGCUCUUACUUCUUGACCACCACCAGCGAUGCCUGUCGCUGCUGCCCACAGUAUGAAACCUACCGACGACCCCUUCGAUGAGGCCCUUAAGCCGCCUGUUGACGAAUCGCCAGAGGACCGUGAGCUACGUAUCGCCCGAGAGGAGGAGGCUCGGCGGGUAAGCCUUGCCAUCGACGCCAGCAUUAAGGCAGAACGUCAGGCGCGGCGGAAGAAACGGAUCGUUAGGCUGCUGUUACUCGGCCAGAGUGAAUCCGGCAAAUCCACCACUCUUCGACAGUUCCAGCGGCUCUACACGCCUACUGCGUUCCGUGAAGAGCGUAUCCUUUGGCGGGCCGUCAUUCAGCUCAAUAUCGUCCGGUCAAUACGUACUAUCAUCGAUGCAGUCGCUCGUCCAGCUUCUCCCUCUACCUCACCUGCGCGCGGACAUCGCAGGAGCCCAUCUAACAAGCGUAAACCUUCCCAUACCAAGGGUGGUUCUAACGACUUCGUAGCCUUCAGCCAAGACAGCUCUAUCGACGCUCGCCUCGAUUCCGGUAACGAGUCAGACCCGGACUCAGACCCUGACAACCAUUUCUAUCGCUCGCAACCUGCUUUACCGCCGCCUUCUUCGAGUUUCGACGAGUUGCGAAUGCGUCUACUACCCUUGAAACACAUCGAACAGCUUCUGAUAGCGAAGCUCGUCCCACCAAACGAAGACGAGGCUACACAUCUUGCUGGCCCCUCGCACUCCUCCCCAGUGCGUACUCCAGAGAUUUUCGUCCGUCCGGGGCCCGCGUGGAAGGGUGGACUCGCGCGCGCAAGAGUCCACUACCCCAGUUCUACAAGUAUCGAUACCUCAUCAUCUUCUGGCGGCAGUAGACCUGUCAGCGCGGGCGAUAUUGGCUUGGAGACCCCUGAUGAACCUCAAGAAGUCCUUCAUUCAUGUCGGAGGGAUAUGAUUCAUCUCUGGUCAGACAAGAGCGUUCGUCGGAUUCUUAAAAAGAAGAGAAUACGGCUGGAAGAGUUUCCAGGAUUUUUCUUGAAUGACCUAGAGAGAAUUACAUCCUUAAAAUACAUGCCUUCAGACGACGAUGUUCUCAGAGCCCGUCUGAAAACAGUAGGUGUAUCCGAGUACAGAUUCGAAAUGGAGGUUUCCGCUGGGAGGGAUUCAGGGACAGAGUGGCGAAUAGUCGACGUCGGUGGAAGUAGAAGUCAGCGUCAAACCUGGGUACCAUUCUUUGAUGAUGUCGACGCAAUCAUUUUCCUCGCGCCAAUAUCAGGCUUCGAUCAAGUCCUGUCAGAAGAUAGAACAGUGAACCGUUUGGAGGACUCCGUGCUCCUUUGGAAGGCAGUAUGCCAAAAUAAGCUACUCGCGAACGUCGACCUCGUGCUCUUCCUUAAUAAAUGUGAUAUCCUCGAGUCGAAGCUGAAGUCGGGUAUCAGGCUGUCAAAAUAUGUAAGGAGCUACGGCGAUAGGGAGAAUGACUUGGAUACGGUUAGCAAAUACCUGAGGAGUAAAUUCAACGCCAUACAUCGGGAGUAUUCGCCUAAUCCUCGCAAGUUUUAUGCAUUUUGUACGUCUGUUACGGACACUGCGACUACCGCAGGGAUCAUAGCAAGUGUCCGCGACAUGGUCAUUCGACAGCACCUCAAGCAAUCAAAGCUGCUAUGAUCACCAUUUCUGUCUGUCUCUCUCUCACUAACGAUGGUCCGUUCAUUCGUUAUCUAUCCCACACCUUUCUGGCAUAUACCGUUCAUCUACCCACGCCCCAUUACGACCUGUUUCUCCUUUACUCUUUGUGUUACCCACGCGAUGACCACCCUAUUUUGAGAACUAAAAACCCGAAGAGAUUGGGCC